GACUCACGUAUCACAUGACCAAGGGAAUCACAUGACACGUGGGACAAGAAAACCCGACAGUGCGAUAGACUGCACUGUCUGUGGGCCGCAGCUGCUGCGAGUUUUGACGGUCUUUUAACUUAAAUUCUAGCUUUCUUGGUCAUAUAAUUCCCAGCGGGGACAACAUCGUAACAUACUUUGUAUAUGUACGAGAGAUUUAAUAUCUAGCAUGAACUCCCACAUUCGCCGGAGACGGAGUGGCCGGACGACAGGUCCGUUGAUCACUUUGUCGUUGAUCACAGUUUGCCUGGCAUGCUGGAGUGCCGGUGCCUGUGCCAGUGGUUUUGCUUCGUCUGCUAGAUUUGGGCGGCGAAUCAACAGCAAAUUGGAAGCUAAGAUCAGCAGUCAAGGAUGCAGUUAUUCUCAUCAAGAAAAAUAUUUCGAGCAAAAGGUUGAUCAUUUCAGCUUCACCAACCAGGACACAUUUCAGAUGCGUUAUCUGGUUUCAGAUGAAUUCUGGAUGAAAGGUGGACCAAUAUUCCUGUACACAGGCAACGAGGGAGACAUUAACAUGUUUUGUGAAAAUAGUGGUCUUGUAUGGGAUUUGGCUGUUGAAUACAAGGCUAUCGUCAUAUUUGCUGAGCAUCGUUACUAUGGGAAAUCCCUGCCAUACGGGAAUGAUUCGUACAAGGAUGCUGCCCACCUUGGUUACCUGACGUCUGAGCAAGCCCUUGCAGACUUUGCAGUCUUUCUUGACUGGUACAAGGCCAACUCGCUAGGUGAUGUCUCAGGCUCUCCCGUUAUCGCGUUCGGAGGCUCGUACGGAGGGAUGCUGGCCGCCUGGAUGCGUAUGAAGUAUCCUAAUGCCAUCGCAGGAGCGAUAGCUGCGUCGGCCCCAAUAUGGCAGUUUACCGGCCUGACUCCAUGCAACUCACAAUAUGUUACGAUCAGUAAGGAUUUCCAGGCUGCCAGUCAACUUUGUUAUGAUUCUGUCCACAAGAGCUGGGAUGUUAUCAAGCGACUUGGCCAAUCUGUAUCUGGUCGUACCAAACUCGCAGGAAUCAUGAGACUCUGUAACCCUCUGAAGACAACAUCUGAUGUGGAUGGUUUAAUAUCAUGGUUAACGGAUACCUGGUUCAAUCUAGCGAUGGUUGACUAUCCUUACCCUGCCAACUUCCUGGAACCACUUCCCGCUUUCCCAAUUAAGGAGGUGUGUUCAUACUUCAAGACUCCCUCUCCAACCGACGAUCAGCUCCUGGAGGAGCUGACUGGAGCUCUUGGUCUCUACUAUAACUACACCGGUAACAUCCAGUGUUUUAAUCUCAGUCAAGAUGCCACAGCAAGUCUUGGAGAACUGGGGUGGAGUUUCCAGUUCUGUACCGAAAUGAUAAUGCCAUCUUGUGCAGAUGGAAUCAAUGACAUGUUUUACUCCAUGCCUUGGGAUUAUGAUGCACAGGUUGCCGCCUGCAAAGCACAGUGGAACGUAACGCCACGCCCAUAUUGGAUCAUUACUCAGUUCGGGGGGAAGAACAUCACUGCUUCUAGUAAUAUAUUUUUCAGCAAUGGACUUUUGGACCCCUGGCAUGAGGGCGGGGUGCUCACCAAUCUGACCGAUACCCUCGUCGCUGGAAUCAUACCCGACGGGGCCCACCAUCUUGAUCUCAGAGGGAAGAACAAGUUAGAUCCUCCCUCGGUGAUAGCCAUUAGAAACCAAGAGAGGGAGAAUAUCAACCAAUGGAUAGCACAGUGGUGGCAGAUGAAGCGUAAAAGCAGCUGAUUUUUAAUCAAAAUAAUAUAAGUCACCUAUAUCUGAAAUUUGUAUAGUAACAUCAGUGUAAUAUGUAUAAAACUAUACUUUUUACUUAAGUGUCUUAAAUGUGAGAACUGUUUAUUUGUUGCAAUAAUUUUAGAAUAGUAUUUGAGGAUGUACCUGUACAGGAAUAGAAUGACUAUUUGAAGUAAACUGUAAUAUAAAGCCAGUUUGUAGUGCCAGUCUGCGCAUGAUUAGAAGAAGGUCGUUUGAACUCAAAUGGCAUGGUGGUUUAAUAUUCAAUGAGAUAAACACCAACUUUGAUGUCUUGAUUAUUCAUAUAUAUUCUUCUGAAUUUUGCUUUUCAUUCGAUCCACAAGAAAAAAAAAUGCGUACAUUAGCAACUGGUAUUUAGCAGGUGGCCAAGUACAUUGAAAUAGCAGCAUGCUGUUCAUUCAGAGUAGAAAUAGAUUAGGCUUAAUUUUGUCUAAAAUGUAGGGUUAGGAUUGCAAUAGGGAUUUAUGUUUAUGGUAGGGUAUAGUAUGACAAUGCAAAUCCAGGGAUGGAGUAAUUCAUUUGAUUAGUGUGCGGAAUUUACAGCGAAGCAAUUGUGACUGGAGCAAAUAUCUUGGAACCAUUUGUUACGAGUGCAGCAAGGAAAUAGUGUGGCUUAUAGCGCAUGGGAAACAAGACCUUCGACUGCAGAAUAGAGCAGAAUUGUUUUUAGAAACCAGAUCAUGAAUUUGAAUUUGAGAUGGAGUGCGGCUCGUACCAUAAACAAAAAACCCAGGCCUGCUUAUUCUGUUUUUUAAUUAACCUUUCAUGAUUUGAAAUCAGCUGCAUCCAUGAAUUAAUGAAAGGCGUAUACAAAAAUGACAUUCCCUCUUUCCCCCAAGUCUCUGGUUUGCAGGAUUGAGUUAAAAAUGCUUAAAUAGAUCAAAUAGAAUCUGUCAUAUUUCUACUUUAUAUUAUUGGACUACAUAUAGGCGUAGAUGUACAUGUACUGUAUGCUGCAUCAGACUUUUAAAGGUGUAGAUGUAUGUGAUAGUUAUUGCAUGAAGGUAUUUUUGUUGAUUGCACAUUCGUUUUUAUAGAGAAAAGGGGUUUUAAUGCACAAAUUCAUAUUUUUAUACUACAGAUAUUUUGAGACCAUUUUCUUAUAUAGAAAAUAAAACAUGUAUGGAGAUACAAUGA
Lytechinus pictus (painted urchin) is the source of this 2923-nucleotide messenger RNA. RefSeq names its product lysosomal Pro-X carboxypeptidase-like. The coding region runs from base 209 to 1756 and encodes 515 amino acids. Gene Ontology annotation, biological process: negative regulation of systemic arterial blood pressure; angiogenesis involved in wound healing; regulation of blood vessel endothelial cell migration. The transcript has 9 exons. The record is from RefSeq and is a predicted model, not a curated record. NCBI's taxonomy places the organism in Eukaryota, Metazoa, Echinodermata, Echinoidea, Temnopleuroida, Toxopneustidae. Gene Ontology annotation, molecular function: dipeptidyl-peptidase activity; serine-type exopeptidase activity.